Monosiga brevicollis MX1 is the source of this 4131-nucleotide messenger RNA. RefSeq names its product CaLPain family member. The coding region runs from base 1 to 4131 and encodes 1376 amino acids. The record is from RefSeq and is a predicted model, not a curated record. NCBI's taxonomy places the organism in Eukaryota, Choanoflagellata, Craspedida, Salpingoecidae. The transcript has 26 exons. Gene Ontology annotation, molecular function: calcium-dependent cysteine-type endopeptidase activity. Gene Ontology annotation, biological process: proteolysis.
AUGUCCAGCAAGAAAAACAAGCGGCCAAAGUCGUCUAGCGUGGCGCCCGACUCAUCGAGCGAUCGCAAAACUAGCGUCUUUCCCAUAUUUUCACACGCUGACAUUCAGCAAGAGCGUUUCAACGAUCUUCAAGCCAAAGGCAAGGACAAAGGCACCUGGCCGUUUGUUGACAGCGAAGGCGACAACAUCCUCCCACCCACGCUCUUGCCGCGUGUUCAUGAAAAAAAGCGAGUCGCUGAGCUGGUUGCAACCCCUGAUACCAAUGCUCAUUUGUGCAUUGUCGCCUCGCGGCGCUUUGAACCGGUUGAGCGUGAGGUCAACUUGAGCUCGGACGAGCGCGUCUAUCUGAAGAAGCGCAAGCUCAAAGUUGCGCCCAAGCUAGAGCGGCCUCCCUCCGAUUCCACUUGUCACCAUGAGCGACCUUGGCAACUCAUCUACCCUCAUAUCGGCGGGAACAAGUUCGAGGUCAACACUGGAAGCAAAUAUGUCGUUCGCCUCUACGUUAUGGGAGCGUGGCGCAAAAUUGUCAUUGACGACAUGAUCCCAAUCACCGCAGAGGGCACUUGGCUGCUGCCGCAAAGCUCGCUGCCUGGUGAAAUCUGGCCAGCCCUUGUAUCCAAAGCAAUCUGCAAGGUCUUGAGCUACAGUUACACAACCCCUUCAGAGCAGCAAUCAGAGUUCGGAGAUGCUGACAUUUGGUCCCUUUUGACCGGCUGGAUGCCAGCCGAGCGACGACCCACCGUGGGCAGCGGGCAACCAAAGUUUUUGCAAUGGCUGAAUAUGCAGCGCCCUGCUUUACUGACGAUCCUAGCCGACGACGUGGUGCCAGACAGCCCGGAGGAUGUAUUUGAGGAACCGGUGGCCGAGCGCACCUCACCCGUUGGGCCUUUGCCUGCUCCCCCUGCCACUGAAGCCCGAGAACCGCGACGUGGGCGAAACUCAUCGCUUGGAGCCCCCUCUUUGCGCGGCUCGCGGCUUCCAUCAGCCAAGGGUGGCUCCCGUGUCUCCACCCCUGUUCGUGGCGAACGUGAUGGGAGCGCAUCAGCGCCUCAACGGACAGAGCCCCGUGGCACAUCGGCCCCGCCAGAGCCAGCGGUGGUACAGGGCUCAAAAGCGCCCACUUUGGCUCCGACCAAUCGUCGACAAAUCGUGGCCCAUAUCUUGCACCCGCAGCCUGCUGACAAGCGUGGCUCGUCCGUCGAAGUUGACCUUUUGGGAUGUGCCCCAAUAUCGGCACAACACGCCUGCGUGGACGAGGAUGAAUACAUGGCACCAGAAAACUGGAUCGUUGUUUUCGCCUCACCCUCUUACACCUGGACCGGGGCACUGGCAGCUAGUGCAGAUGCCGGUUGGAGCCCACGCGUGCAAGCUGCACUGGGCGUUACGCGUGAAAGGCUUUUGGCGGAGCAGGCAGCACGGGCCACUCCGCGGCCGGACGGGUUUUCGCACCCCCUCCUACCCCAGUUUAUGUUUGCCUCGGACUUUUUCAACCUUGCCACGCGUGUCCUAGUUUACGAAAAGCCGGCCAUAUGCACCAAAAGCGUGCUACUACAACAGUAUAAGGGCCAUGCUAGCGUGAUUCGCUCGGUGGACAAUGCAGACCCAGAGGCGCGCACCGACUUUGAGGAUAUGGACGUGCGUGCAGACCGGCCCUUUUACUUUCACUGCGACUCGCGAGAGGCCGUGACGCUCUUCAUGGUGGUUGCUGGCUCAGCUGCGGCUCCAGCCAUUCAACUUGCCGAGCGCCCGACGAGUGGCACUGAGAAUGCAAGCACAUCCUUGCAGCCGGACUAUCGUGUGGCCCAUCCCGUCGCCUUUUCUCUUUUGCCCUUUACACCCUACCGGAACACCGUCGAUGUCCAGGCCUUGGUCACGGUGCGCACUGCCACUCAAGCGGGUGUCAAGCUCCAGCUUCCACCCGGCCGCCAUCUGUGUCGCAUAAUAUUGCCGCGUCUCGCAGCGACUACUGCUGUGUUUUACUCGGACAAGACAAUCUCCAUAUUGCCGGAAACUGAUGCUUUGGCGCUUUACGAGAAGCCAUGCACACGCCUUCAGCAUGCUGCAGUCAACGUCGUGGAGGUGUUGGAUACGUUUUUGGAGCAUAAGCCAGACUCGGCCAUGGCGGACCACCGAAUGAUGUUUGUGCAGGCCGUUUUGCGUCCCAAAAUGCGCCACAUGCAGGAAAAAUUUGGUUGCUCUCUGGUCCACGUCGACCUAGCCAUUCAGAGUCUGUUGUGGACGCUGGAGGAAGCUCUUGGCGACAAGUGGGCAGGCUGUAAAGAAGGCUGGGAAGGGGCCGUUCGAAUUUUUGGCUCAAUGCUCUUCUCAUCAUUCCGCAGCAAGGGUCUCGUGGAUCGCCUCUCUCCUGCACGCCGUCAUACACCCAACGUGAUUGUUCGCGAUGACACGAGUUCGCUUGCCGACACUUCAGUUUCCUCUGGAACUGCACCGGAGUUCUGCCAGGAUGAAGCAGCACGGCUUAUACAGUGUGUAUAUCGAAGCUAUCGUGCUCGCAUUAAAUUGUGCGCUGCCUUGGACAACGAGCACAAACAAGCACUUGCAGCCGUGCACGCCACUUGGCAAGCACUUAAGACGAACAGCCUCGAGUUUGGCAUCACCUUGAUUCGUCGCUUUGAAGAACUCGCUCCCGAUGUGUCUCGCAGCUUACCGUUUUACCAUGAGGAAACGGAAUAUGCCAUGAAUAAGACUCUGACGGGUGAGGUCGAGGAAGAUCAUAGCAACGACUUUGUUGUUGUGCACCACCAGUGCUUCACGGUGAGCAUUCCAACCAAAGUGGCUCUACUCGGACACAUUGCCCACCUUGAACGCCACAAGCUGCCGAUGCACGGCUGGCCCAGUCUUGUCUGCGUACUCGUUGAUCAUGAGAAGCACCGCACGCUUGAAAUGGAGGGAGGCCGCCUUGUGACCAUGCUCCAGCCCAGCGAAGCUGGCUACUCUUUACUAGUUGGCGUCAAUGCCCGAGGUGUUACGGGCGCUGUCUCCUGGCGAUUGCGAGCCCUUUCCUCGGCUGAGUUGCCCUUGGACGUGGCCGCAACUGCAGCUCUUCGCGACGUGCGCGAAAAUGGCCCUUUCUUGACCAGUGAUCCACAGCUCUGCCAAUUGUUGGUGACCUUCCAGAGCCGUGAGCAAUGGUUUGCCAUGGACGCCUUUGUCCCUGCGUCAUCGCGCGCGCGGCUAGUUGUGGAAUGGCGCGCGCUUUCGGGUGCCGUCCUAGCCACAAUGUCCGAUGACGAUACAGCUUGUACUCGAGUUGUGACUGUUGCUUCCCUCUUGCCAACUGCGGACGUGCAAGAGCCCAAGGCCGGAGUUGCGGAAAGUAGACCCGCGUCUUCACGCCCCCUUCCCACCAAGCCACUCACCGUUGCCCUCAUCUUACGCAGUCCUGGCUUGCUGGACAACGCAACAGUAGCUGACGAGCGCGUGUCUUCUAAGCGCUCUGCCAAGUCUAGCUCUCGUAAAAAUGCAGCAGGCCCUCAAUGGCAGCUUCACUUUGCGUCCACCGAGAACAUUCAAUUUAAGACUGAUACCCGGCAAAACGAGGCCAUCCGCCAUGUCCUGCUCGGUUGGGAAACGGCAGCCCCCGGUCGUCAGAAGCUUGCACAGGAGGCCUAUGCUGCGCUAGAGACAACGGUUGACCCCAACAUUCUGGCGCAGCUUACGCCGCAACGGGCAGACGUAACCAAGCCCGUGAUUGGUGACAAGGAUUUGCUUGAGCGGGAUCUUGCCAAAGCUAAAAUGUGCAAGGAACACCAGGCUCGUCAGUCGGCUCUGGAUGCCGGCUUGAUAACUGAGCGCAGCAAUCGCGAUGCCAGCAAGGAGCACAUUGUCCUUGAUUUUGCCGCCAUGCGCGACACAAAUCGUCAGGCGCUGGUACAAGCAUCCAGCAUUUUGUCGCUUCACAAACAGCGCAUCGAGGCUCGGCGCAAAGCUGAGGCUGAAGCAUUGGCAGCCCAACAACCAGCCUCCGAACCUGACGCGGCCGCUACCAAGGAUAGCAAGUGUGUAUUUGUUUCGCCGCCGCAAACGCAUGACCUGACAUCCAGUUCUGAUCCUUUUUGGUGGCUCACAAUGGCUUUGCCCGUGUUUUGUAGAAAGAAAAAGGGCAAAUAA